AUGAAUUUCUUACAAUUCAUUAGUAUUAAUAAUAUAUUGUCAUUGGACAAAUUGUUUGGUCAAUUUGUGGAUGAAUUGGAUUCUUGGUGGCUGAACCUUAUGAUUGAUGUAUCAUAUGAACCCACAAGAAUUCAUUCAUCCACAAAUACACAUACUAUAAUAAUUGAUGAUGAUGAAGUAGUUCAAAUUUCCAUCCCGGCCAGCAAUAAUUGUAAUGAUACACUAAUUCUGGCCUGCCCAAUAAGCAUGGAAACAAAACGCACGGUAUGCCUUAAAAAAAAUAUUUAA
This is a messenger RNA of Macrosiphum euphorbiae (potato aphid), 288 nucleotides long. NCBI's taxonomy places the organism in Eukaryota, Metazoa, Arthropoda, Insecta, Hemiptera, Aphididae. The record is from the annotation of a GenBank genome assembly.